GGGAGGUGGUCCUGGGGGCCAGCAGGCCCCUGAGAGCGUGCGGAGGCAGCCUCUUAGGCCCCUAAGCUGGGGGUCGGAGAGCUGAGCGAAGACCUUCACAGACGGCUUGGAUUGGCGGGUGCGGAGAAAGGCCUGCUGCACGCCCAGCGUGGGGAGACACGCACCCACGUCGGCGCGCUGGCCGGUCCAAGCCCCUCCCCUGUGGCCUGAUGCACGCCACCAGCCUCCUGCUGAAAGGUGACACCCCACAGGCCAGGUUCCCUUAGUCACCCUGUGGGAGCCUGUCGGACUCGCACCAGAAUGGAGCUGGUGGCCGUGUCCCUUGUGACGAUUUUCUGAAUGGUCUUGCUUCUUUUUCUGUCUUGUCUGGUUUUCUCCUGCCUGACCUUUUCCUGGUUAAAAAUCCGGCGGAAAAUCACGGACUCCGAGCCAGUCGCUAUGAGUCAAUCAGAAGCGAGUGCCAUCCGGAGCCAGGAGCCCUUUCCAGACUCGGACAGCUCAGGGAAGCCACCGCAGGAAAACGGUGGCGACGGCAUCUCUCCACCAAAGACUCCCCAGGAAGCAGAUCCAGCCUCCCACACACGUCCCAAAGACUCCGGUCGGCGGAGAAGCUCCCUGCCACCCUUGCACCAGAAGCCCCCAAGAGACCCCCUUUCUUCCACCCAUGUGUCGCCCUCCCCAGAACUCCAAGCCAAUGGGACGGGGAGUGAAGACCCCGAGGCCCCGGAUACCAAUGGCCUGUCCUCCCCGGCCCAGCCCCGGGGCCAGCAAGCUAGGUCCCCCUCCAAGGAGGACAAGAAACAGGCAAACAUCAAGAAACAGCUGAUGACCAACUUCAUCCUGGGCUCCUUUGACGAAUACUCCUCCGACGAGGACCCUGGCGCCAGCUCGUUUCGUGAGUCUUCCCGGAAGGGCAGCCGGGCCAGCCUGGGGACCCUGAGCCUGGAGGCGCUUCUGACCACAGGGGAACCCGAGACCCGCGUCCCCACAAUGAGGCCGAGCAUGUCUGGACUCCACCUGGUGAAGAGGGGCCGGGAACACAAGAAGCUGGAUCUGCACAGAGACUUUACCGUGGCUUCCCCAGCCGAGUUUGUCACACGCUUCGGAGGGGAUCGGGUCAUUGAGAAGGUGCUCGUCGCCAACAACGGCAUCGCCGCCGUGAAGUGCAUGCGCUCCAUCCGCAGGUGGGCCUACGAGAUGUUCCGCAACGAGCGGGCCAUCCGCUUUGUGGUCAUGGUGACCCCCGAGGACCUCAAGGCCAAUGCAGAGUACAUCAAGAUGGCAGAUCAGUACGUCCCUGUUCCGGGAGGGCCCAACAACAACAACUAUGCCAACGUGGAGCUGAUCGUGGACAUCGCCAAGAGAAUCCCGGUGCAGGCGGUGUGGGCUGGCUGGGGCCAUGCUUCCGAAAACCCCAAGCUCCCGGAGCUGCUGUGCAAGCAUGGGAUCGCUUUCCUAGGCCCUCCCAGUGAGGCCAUGUGGGCCUUGGGAGACAAGAUCGCCUCCACCAUCGUGGCCCAGACACUGCGGGUCCCAACUCUGCCCUGGAGUGGAAGCGGUCUGACAUUGGCGUGGACAGACGACGAUUUGCGGCAGGGGAAAAGAAUCAGCGUCCCGGAGGACGUUUACGAACAGGGUUGUGUGAAAGACGUAGACGAGGCCUUGGAGGCGGCGGAAAGAAUUGGUUUUCCCUUGAUGAUCAAAGCGUCCGAAGGCGGCGGAGGGAAAGGGAUCCGGAAGGCUGAGAGCGCGGAGGACUUCCCCAUCCUUUUCAGACAGGUACAGAGUGAGAUCCCGGGCUCGCCGGUCUUUCUCAUGAAGCUGGCCCAGCACGCCCGUCACCUGGAGGUCCAGAUCCUCGCUGACCAGUACGGGAACGCCGUGUCUCUGUUUGGGCGGGACUGCUCUAUCCAGCGACGGCAUCAGAAGAUCAUUGAGGAGGCGCCGGCCACCAUUGCCCCGCUGGCCGUGUUCGAGUUCAUGGAGCAGUGUGCCGUCCGCCUGGCCAAGACCGUGGGCUACGUGAGCGCAGGGACGGUCGAAUACCUCUACAGCCAGGACGGCAGCUUCCACUUCUUGGAGCUGAAUCCCCGCUUGCAGGUAGAACAUCCCUGCACAGAAAUGAUCGCUGACGUCAACCUGCCAGCCGCCCAGCUACAGAUUGCCAUGGGGGUGCCCCUACACCGGCUGAAGGAUAUCCGGCUUCUGUACGGAGAGUCACCAUGGGCGGUGACGCCCAUUUCUUUCGAAACCCCUUCACAUCCCCCCCUCGCCCGAGGCCACGUCAUUGCAGCCAGAAUCACCAGCGAAAACCCAGAUGAGGGGUUUAAGCCGAGCUCUGGGACGGUCCAGGAACUAAAUUUCCGCAGCAACAAGAACGUGUGGGGCUACUUCAGCGUGGCUGCCGCCGGAGGCUUACACGAGUUCGCCGAUUCCCAGUUCGGGCACUGCUUCUCCUGGGGAGAGAACCGCGAAGAGGCCAUUUCGAACAUGGUGGUGGCUUUGAAGGAACUGUCCAUCCGGGGCGACUUUAGGACCACCGUGGAAUAUCUCAUUAACCUCCUGGAGACCGAGAGCUUCCAGAACAACGACAUCGACACCGGAUGGUUGGACCACCUCAUCGCCGAAAAAGUGCAGGCCGAGAAGCCGGAUAUCAUGCUCGGGGUGGUGUGCGGGGCCCUGAACGUGGCCGACGCGAUGUUCAGAACCUGCAUGACGGAUUUCUUGCACUCCCUGGAGAGGGGCCAGGUCCUCCCGGCAGAUUCGCUGCUGAACAUCGUGGACGUGGAGUUAAUUUACGGAGGCAUCAAGUACGUCCUCAAGGUGGCCCGGCAGUCUCUGACCAUGUUUGUGCUCAUCAUGAACGGCUGCCACAUCGAGAUCGACGCCCACAGGCUGAACGAUGGCGGGCUACUGCUGUCCUACAACGGGAACAGCUACACCACCUACAUGAAAGAAGAGGUCGACAGUUACCGAAUUACCAUCGGCAACAAGACGUGUGUGUUUGAGAAGGAGAACGAUCCCACGGUCCUGAGAGCCCCCUCGGCUGGGAAGCUGACGCAGUACACGGUGGAGGAUGGGGGCCACGUGGAGGCCGGGAGCAGCUACGCAGAGAUGGAGGUGAUGAAGAUGAUCAUGACCCUGAGCGUGCAGGAAAGCGGCCGGGUGAAGUACGUUAAGCGUCCGGGGGUUGCGCUGGAAGCGGGCUGCAUGGUGGCCAGGCUGGAGCUCGAUGACCCUUCUAAAGUGCACCCGGCCGAGCCGUUCACAGGAGAGCUUCCUUCCCAGCAGACGCUGCCCAUCCUCGGAGAGAAAUUGCACCAGGUUUUCCACAACGUCCUGGAAAACCUGACCAACGUCAUGAGUGGCUACUGUCUGCCAGAGCCUAUUUUUAGCAUCAAGCUGAAGGAGUGGGUGCAGAAGCUGAUGACAACCCUCCGGCACCCGUCACUGCCCCUGCUGGAGCUGCAGGACAUCAUGACCAGCGUGUCAGGCCGCAUCCCCGCCCCCGUGGAGAAGGCGGUCCACCGCGUGAUGGCCCAGUACGCCAGCAACAUCACCUCGGUGCUGUGCCAGUUCCCCAGCCAGCAGAUAGCCACCAUCCUGGACUGUCACGCGGCCACCCUGCAGCGGAAGGCUGACCGAGAGGUCUUCUUCAUGAACACCCAGAGCAUCGUGCAGUUGGUCCAGAGGUGAAUCGUGGGCCCUUCGUGGGGGGUGCUUGUCACACUGAUAUUACAUCUCCUAAGAAACUGGAUUCCCUGUGUUCAGAAAUAUUUCAGAAGAGCCCACUACGACAAGUGUGUGAUAAACCUCAGGGAGAGGUUCAAGCCAGACAUGUCCCGGGUGCUGGACUGCAUCUUCUCUCACGCACAGGUGGCCAAGAAGAACCAGCUGGUGAUCAUGUUGAUCGAUGAGCUCUGCGGCCCAGACCCUUCCCUGUCGGACGAGCUGACCUCCAUCCUCAACGAGCUCACUCAGCUGAGCAAGAGCGAGCAUUGCAAAGUGGCUCUCCGGGCCAGACAGGUCCUGAUUGCCUCCCACCUCCCCUCCUAUGAGCUGCGCCACAACCAGGUGGAGUCCAUCUUCCUGUCCGCCAUUGACAUGUACGGCCACCAGUUCUGCCCAGAGAACCUCAAGAAAUUAAUACUUUCAGAAACGACCAUCUUUGACGUCCUGCCUUCGUUCUUCUAUCACGCUAACAAAGUCGUGUGCAUGGCGUCCUUGGAGGUCUACGUGCGGAGGGGCUAUAUCGCCUACGAGCUGAACAGCCUGCAGCACCGGCAGCUCCCGGACGGCACCUGCGUGGUGGAAUUCCAGUUCAUGCUGCCCUCUUCCCACCCAAACCGGAUGGCCAUGCCCAUCAGCAUCAGCAACCCCGACCUGCUGAGGCACAGCACAGAGCUCUUCAUGGACAGCGGUUUCUCCCCCCUGUGCCAGCGCAUGGGGGCCAUGGUGGCCUUCAGGAGGUUCGAGGACUUCACCAGGAACUUUGACGAGGUCAUCUCCUGCUUUGCCAACGUGCCCAAAGACACCCCCCUCUUCAGCAAGGCCCGCACCUCCCUGUACUCCGAGGACGACUGCAAGAGCCUCCGGGAAGAGCCCAUCCACAUUCUGAACGUGGCCAUCCGGUGCGCAGACCACCUGGAGGACGAGGCACUGGUGCUGAUCUUUCGGACUUUCGUACAAUCCAAGAAAAAUACCCUUGUGGAUUGUGGACUGCGAAGAAUCACAUUCCUGAUUGCCCAAGAGAAAGAAUUUCCCAAGUUUUUCACAUUCAGAGCAAGAGAUGAGUUUGCAGAAGAUCGCAUUUACCGUCACUUGGAGCCUGCCCUGGCCUUCCAGCUAGAGCUCAGCCGGAUGCGCAACUUCGACGUGACCGCCGUGCCCUGCGCCAACCACAAAAUGCACCUUUACCUGGGUGCUGCCAGGGUAAAGGAAGGGGCGGAAGUGACGGACCACCGGUUCUUCAUCCGAGCCAUCAUCCGGCACUCUGACCUGAUCACAAAGGAGGCCUCCUUCGAGUACCUGCAGAACGAGGGGGAACGGCUGCUCCUGGAGGCCAUGGACGAGCUGGAGGUGGCCUUCAACAACACCAGCGUGCGCACUGACUGCAACCACAUCUUCCUCAACUUCGUGCCCACGGUCAUCAUGGACCCCUCCAAGAUCGAGGAGUCUGUGCGCUCCAUGGUGAUGCGCUACGGCAGCCGGUUGUGGAAGCUCCGAGUGCUGCAGGCCGAGGUCAAGAUCAACAUCCGCCAGACCACCACCGCCAGUGCCGUUCCCAUCCGCCUGUUCAUCACCAACGAGUCGGGCUACUACCUGGACAUCAGCCUCUACAAAGAAGUGACCGACCCCAGAUCCGGAAACUCAGUAGAGUCUACCGUUCAUCUUGACAACGAUCCUCUUUCUGAACCGUGUUCUCGCCAGAUGGGAAGCCAAGCUCAAAUGAGGGGCCUGAAGAAUAGGCUUUUGCCUCUGCUGUUUGCCUUCCUGUCAGGUUGCCGUUGGCCGUUCGUGCCCGGCGGGCCCCCAGGCUCGCCCCUGCCGUGGGGAAUGGGGCGCCACGCCACUCUCAGGCAUUCAGACGGGCUCGUCUCCCUGCAGGUGACCUGCCGAGCGAUUGGGAUCGGUGCCUACUUGGUGAGGCUGGGCCAGCGGGUCAUCCAGGUGGAGAAUUCCCACAUCAUCCUCACGGGAGCGGGCGCGCUCAACAAGGUCCUGGGAAGAGAGGUCUACACGUCCAACAACCAGCUGGGUGGCGUGCAGAUCAUGCAUUAUAAUGGCGUGUCCCACAUCACUGUGCCGGAUGACUUUGAAGGGGUUUAUACUAUCCUGGAGUGGCUGUCCUAUAUGCCAAAGGAUAAUCACAGCCCAGUCCCUGUCAUCACACCCACUGACCCCAUUGACAGAGAAAUUGAAUUCCUCCCAUCCAGAGCACCCUAUGACCCCCGGUGGAUGCUUGCAGGAAGGCCUCACCCAACUCUGAAGGGAACCUGGCAGAGUGGAUUCUUCGACCAGGGCAGCUUCAAGGAAAUCAUGGCACCCUGGGCCCAGACCGUGGUGACAGGACGAGCGAGGCUGGGUGGGAUCCCCGUCGGAGUGAUCGCCGUAGAGACGCGUUCCGUGGAGCUGGUGGUCCCCGCGGACCCCGCCAACCUGGAUUCCGAGGUCAAGGUCAUCCAGCAGGCGGGCCAGGUGUGGUUCCCAGACUCCGCCUACAAGACGGCCCAGGCCAUCGAGGACUUCGGCAGGGAGAAGCUGCCCCUCCUCAUCUUCGCCAACUGGAGGGGGUUCUCCGGGGGCAUGAAAGACAUGUACGAUCAGGUGCUGAAGUUUGGAGCCUACAUCGUGGACGGCCUCAGGAAGUACAAACAGCCCGUCCUGAUCUACGUCCCGCCCUACGCAGAGCUCCGGGGAGGCUCCUGGGUGGUCAUAGACGCCACCAUCAACCCCCUGUACAUAGAAAUGUAUGCGGACAAAGAGAGCAGGGGGGGUGUUCUGGAGCCAGAGGGAACAGUGGAGAUUAAGUUUCGAAAAAAAGAUCUGAUAAAGUCCAUGAGAAGGCUCGAUCCGGCUUACAAGAAGCUCGUGGAACAGCUAGGGGCCUCCGAGCUGUCGGAGAAGGAGCGCAAGGAGCUGGAGGGCCGGCUGAAGGCGCGCGAGGACCUGCUGCUCCCCGUCUACCACCAGGUGGCGGUGCAGUUCGCCGACCUCCACGACACGCCCGGCAGGAUGCUGGAGAAGGGGGUCAUCUCUGACAUCCUGGAGUGGAAGACCGCGCGCACCUUCCUGUACUGGCGCCUGCGCCGCCUCCUCCUGGAGGACCAGGUCCGGCAGGAGAUCCUGCAGGCCAGCGGCCCGCUGAGCCACGUGCACAUCCAGUCCAUGUUGCGCCGCUGGUUCGUGGAGUCGGAGGGCGCCGUCAAGGCCUACCUGUGGGACAAUAACCAGGUGGUCGUGCAGUGGCUGGAGCAGCACUGGCAGGCGGAGGACGGCCUGCACUCCACCAUCCGCGAGAACAUCAAGUGCCUGAAGCACGACUUCGUCCUUAAGACCAUCCAAGACCUGGUCCAGGAAAACCCUGAGGUGGCCAUGGACUGCGUGAUGUAUCUGAGCCAGCACAUCAGCCCAGCCGAGCGGGCCCAGGUUGCUCACCUCCUGUCUAACCUGGAGAGCCCAGCGUCCACCUGACCCUGUGACCCUGGCCACCUAGCCGUACCCAGGACCACGGGCACGAGAAACCACGGUGACUCUCUGGCCACACACCCUCGCCGGGGGCCUGCUUAUUAAAAAAAAAAAAGUGCUGGUCGUUUCUGCAGGGCUGCUGGGCCCCAGCUGACUCCUGUCUCAGUAAAAGGCCCAGGGGUGCCCCUUCCAAGCAGAAAUAGCCUCCUCUGCGUAGCGGGCGAGUUUGUGCUGUUCUGUCUCUGAAGACAACAUUUUUGCUGCAUCACCGAAUCAAAUUGAACCAAAAACAUCCAUUUCCUUUUGCUUUUUGGUGCCCAGGAUCCAGGUAUUCUUGAUAUCAGGUGACAGAAUCUUUUAUUUUUUUACUCCGAGACCAGCACUUGAUGUAAGCAUCUUACAUAUUUCAGCCGAAUAAAUGGGCCACAGGAAAAUAUACAUAGACAAGACUAGAGAGAAAAUCUAUUUUUGUAAUGAUGCUUCUUUGGAUACUGUCUAGUCGCCCAGGAAAGGGCACGAAUGAUUUUUUAGUAAGAGAAUAAAAUGGUAUUUUGUUCCCCAGAGGGCCCUGGUGCAUGAAUCACUAGGAAUGUCCCACUGGCAGGCCGUGCUGAGCACGCUCAUUAGCAGAGACUCGCUUGUCCAGAGAAGGAAUGCAGAAUGAAUGGAAUGCCUGGUUGCAGGUUCCUGGGCGUUUGGGGGAGUCUUUUAUGCGGCCCACGGUCCUCUGCCUGCCUCUUCCCUCUAAGGAGACCAAGGACCGCCCCCACCCCACUGCAGGAUUGGCCACCCACCCUGGGCUUGCACCCCCUGCCCAAGUACAGAGGGGGAGGGGAAGCCCUCAACUGGACUCCUGGCCCAACUUGCGCACAAGUGUCACCGCUGUGAUCGUCACUGCCACCCCCUUGAGUUGCUGUUGCUUCCUUGACUGUUGGCUUGAUGUCCAUGGUGGGCCCCAGCUGUUGGUGACCAAGGACCAUACUGUGAUGACCACGCCGAUUUCCUCGGGGAGGACUCUGCCAUGUGACCCCCGGCACCUGGCUCUGAAGCCUGCACAGCCUCAGGGCCUGUGGUCCUCUGGUCCCUCCCACCUGGGCUGGAGUUAGGGACGAGGGGACUUGGCCCCAACCUGCUGCCAUGGUGAGCGGUCUGUCUGAGGACGCUGAACGCUAUGCCUGGCCAACGCGGAAGCCCACAAGGUGGCCCAGGGAAGCCUCUGCAAGCUGGGAUGCUUGAGGAUGUCCAGGUUUUUUAAAAAAAAAAAAAGUCCGGUCAUCAUCCAGUGACAGCCCUGGCAAGUAAAGUGGGUUUGGGGGCAGCGAGGGCGGGAGAAAGAUGAAUUGUCCGUGGUCCCAUCCUGAGGCUUGUUGGGGAGCAGUGGAGAGUCGAUGCUGUUUGGGAACCGAAGGGUUUUCUGUCGGGCAAGGCCCUCUUGGUUUUGGAGGGAAAGAGGAGUCUAUCAAGAGCUGCUGUCCUAGAACAGUGGGUGGGCAGAGAGCCUACUACAAAAUGU
This is a messenger RNA of Propithecus coquereli (Coquerel's sifaka), 8701 nucleotides long. It is a transcript of the gene ACACB, whose product is annotated as acetyl-CoA carboxylase beta. NCBI's taxonomy places the organism in Eukaryota, Metazoa, Chordata, Mammalia, Primates, Indriidae. The transcript has 48 exons. The record is from RefSeq and is a predicted model, not a curated record. Gene Ontology annotation, biological process: fatty acid biosynthetic process. Gene Ontology annotation, molecular function: ATP binding; metal ion binding; acetyl-CoA carboxylase activity.